This is a messenger RNA of Coccinella septempunctata (seven-spotted ladybird), 670 nucleotides long. RefSeq lists its product as uncharacterized. NCBI's taxonomy places the organism in Eukaryota, Metazoa, Arthropoda, Insecta, Coleoptera, Coccinellidae. The record is from RefSeq and is a predicted model, not a curated record. The transcript has 2 exons. The coding region runs from base 329 to 670 and encodes 113 amino acids.
AGGAGGACAAACUUCGAGGCUUUUUGGGCCAAAAAGUGUCCGCAAAAAACCGUAAAUAGGCCAGGUGGCGCUGGCAAGCAAUAGAAAUGAACCACUGAACAACAUUGAAGUUUAUUCGAUUUUAAAUGUGAAGAACGAAAGAAAUUCAAUGAUUUCAAGCGAUAUCCAUGACAACGACGGUCGUUUUGUAAAUAUUUUGAAUUAACCCUCGUGGUAGUUGGAUGGUUUGAUUUAGAAUUUUAAUUUAUUGAGUAUUGAGAUAUAGUAUUUAGUAGAGAGUUGAAUUUUAGUAUUGAAACAAGAGCAUUCAAAUUAUAUUACCUUCGAAAUGUCUAAGUUAUGUGUGGUGAAGAGUUGUCCAUUUGGUCGUAUAAGCAGUUUUGAAACGUGUCUUCCUCAGGGCAAAUUAUCAUUUUUCAAAGCGAAUACCCCUGGAAGGAUAGAAAGUUGGUCAAAAGCUUUAGAGAUUACUUUGAAACCUCAUGAUUUAGUUUGCCAGUUGCAUUUCAAGAGCGAACAUAUUAACAUGUACAACAAAAUUGUUAUUAAGGAUGUUGUCCAUUUACAUGAAUUACAUAGGAACACUCAAACCAGAAGCGUUGCCAACAAUAAUAACCGCCGUCUGUGCUUCGAUUGUCGAGACGUAUCUCUGUAUCCUCUACAGUUUUGA